Ziziphus jujuba (common jujube) is the source of this 1186-nucleotide messenger RNA. RefSeq names its product F-box protein PP2-B10. Gene Ontology annotation, molecular function: protein binding. The record is from RefSeq and is a predicted model, not a curated record. Bases 78 to 881 code for a protein of 267 amino acids. The transcript has 3 exons. NCBI's taxonomy places the organism in Eukaryota, Viridiplantae, Streptophyta, Magnoliopsida, Rosales, Rhamnaceae.
GCUCUACCUUCUCUAUCUGCAUUUGGAUAGAAGCUUGUUGACCGUUUUAAUAGUUUUCUAAGCAAAGAAACCGGAAGAUGGGGAUUACCCAGUUGCCGGAAGAGUGUAUUUCCCAUAUUAUUUCCUUCACAUCUCCAAAAGAUGCUUGCAGAUCGUCUCUGGUUUGUCCUCUGUUCAAAUCCGCCAUUGAUUCCGAUGUAGUUUGGAGAAAGUUUCUUCCACAUGACUGUCACCAAAUCCUCUUAAAUUCAGCUUUAGCUUCAUCCAUGGAUACCUUUUCCAAAAAGCAGCUCUUUUUCCAUCUUUCUGACCACCCUAUCAUCAUUGACAGUGAUAAGAACAUGAGCUUUAAAAUAGAGAAAGAGAGUGGAAAAAAAUGUUAUAUGUUUGGUGCAAGAAGGCUUUCAAUUAUUUGGGGAGAUACACCGGUUUAUUGGCGGUGGACAGCUAUAGCUGCAGGCUCUAGGUUCUCUGAAGUUGCUGAACUCAAGAUUGUAUGUUGGCUUGACAUCAAGGGAAGAAUAGAAACUAACAUUUUGUCGCCGAAAACAACCUAUGGAGCUUACUUUGUGUAUAGACUUAAAGAACACAGAGGUGGGUUUCGAAGAAAUCCGGUUGAGUUUCGAGUAUAUUUUGAAGGAGAUGAGGAGGCCCAUGGAGAUGGGAGUGGGCAUAGUGUUUCCUUAGAUCCAGAAGAUGAGCAGCAACUAAUUCGAGAUAGAGGAGAUGGGUGGAUGGAGGUGGAAAUGGGAGAGUUCUUCAAUGAUGGUGGAGAGGAUCAUCGGGUGGUUGUAUGCAGUCUGAUGGAGACUGAUGAUUAUAUUGGUAAGAGUGGACUGGUUGUUGAAGGAAUUGAGUUUAGGCCUAAAUCUGGUAGAUAGAAAUAUAAUUUAUGCCUCUUAGCUUGUUUUCAGGUCCUUCUUGUAUUCAUACUUUAUACCCGAAAUAUUCCACUUGAGGAUAUCCCUAUCUCUCUUUAAUGAUGUUUUUACCUUGUUUAGUAUGAUUGUGUUAAUAAUUUCUCUUUCGAGUUUUAUACUUUGGACAUAUGGUGGGGUCCACAUGUAUAUUAGAGGAAGGGGUGUCAACUUCUGGAUAUCCGGAUAUUUGGACCUUUUUUAUCCCUAUCCCUCGUUAAUGAUGUUUUUACGUUGCUUAAUAUAACUAUGUUAUCAAUUUCUUUUUU